Messenger RNA from Piliocolobus tephrosceles (Ugandan red Colobus), 3649 nucleotides. Its product is annotated as rap guanine nucleotide exchange factor-like 1. NCBI's taxonomy places the organism in Eukaryota, Metazoa, Chordata, Mammalia, Primates, Cercopithecidae. Gene Ontology annotation, biological process: Ras protein signal transduction. The coding region runs from base 644 to 1822 and encodes 392 amino acids. Gene Ontology annotation, molecular function: guanyl-nucleotide exchange factor activity. The transcript has 11 exons. Gene Ontology annotation, cellular component: plasma membrane. The record is from RefSeq and is a predicted model, not a curated record.
CUGCACCUGGCCUCCACCUCCUUCUCUUCCUGCUCUCCUCCAAGGCCCAGGUCAAAUGCUAUCUUCUUGAUGAAAACUUCCUAGAUCUUCCUUUUAGGAAUAGCUUUCUCCUUCCCCCACACCAGCAGAACUCUCCUGGUACCUUUGUUACAUCAUCAACGCCUCCUGCCUGGCUUUAGAAGUAGCUGGAUGCCUGUCUAUCUCCUUCCCAGACUGUGAAGUUCUUUUCAGCAAAAUUCAGCAAAUGGCUGAUGACCUACUACCUACCAUGUGCCAAGCAGUGUGCUAGGCCCUGGAGGAUGAAAAAAUAUUCAGUAGGAACCAAAUCCCAGUCCUCAAAAGCUCUCAAUCUCAUAGAAGAGAUAAGAGGUGAACAUAAACAUUAUCCCAAUGUUCUAUAGUAGUUGAGACAAGAAAGUGACCUUCCUGGUGGGUGGGGUGGACCAGAGAAGAAUUCAUGGAAAAGAUGGCAUUUGAUUAGGGUUACUUGGACAAUUAUCUCAUCCUGCUCAUUGUCCUCUCUUCUGACCCCCUUAACCACCUUCUGAAACUGUUGCUGGUGCAUCCUUGACCCAAUUCUGAUAUUCUUGCUUGAUGUUGCCUGCUUGGUGUUGGUUGUCCAUAUGCCUGGCAGGGCGUGCUGAUGCCCAGCUGUGUCCAUGCCAGGAUUCCAGAGGAGAGUCAGCCACCCAGCAAGCAGGUGAAGCCACUCUUCCGCCACUUCCGCCGGAUAGACUCCUGUCUGCAGACCCGCGUGGCCUUCCGGGGCUCUGAUGAGAUCUUCUGCCGUGUGUACAUGCCUGACCACUCUUAUGUGACCAUACGCAGCCGCCUUUCAGCAUCUGUGCAGGACAUUCUGGGUUCUGUGACGGAGAAACUUCAAUAUUCAGAGGAGCCCGCGGGGCGUGAGGAUUCCCUCAUCCUGGUAGCUGUGGCCUCCUCAGGAGAGAAGGUCCUUCUCCAGCCCACUGAGGACUGUGUUUUCACCACACUGGGCAUCAAUAGCCACCUGUUUGCCUGUACCCGGGACAGCUAUGAGGCUCUGGUGCCCCUCCCCGAGGAGAUUCAGGUCUCCCCUGGAGACACGGAGAUCCACCGAGUGGAGCCUGAGGACGUUGCCAACCACCUAACUGCUUUCCACUGGGAGCUGUUCCGAUGUGUGCACGAGCUGGAGUUCGUGGACUACGUGUUCCACGGGGAGCGUGGCCGCCGGGAGACGGCCAACCUGGAGCUGCUGCUGCAGCGCUGCAGCGAGGUCACGCACUGGGUGGCCACCGAAGUGCUGCUCUGCGAGGCCCCGGGCAAGCGCGCGCAGCUGCUCAAGAAGUUCAUCAAGAUCGCGGCCCUCUGCAAGCAGAACCAGGACCUGCUGUCUUUCUAUGCUGUGGUCAUGGGGCUGGACAACGCUGCUGUCAGUCGCCUUCGACUCACCUGGGAGAAGCUGCCAGGGAAAUUCAAGAACUUGUUCCGCAAAUUUGAGAACCUGACGGACCCCUGCAGGAACCACAAAAGCUACCGAGAAGUGAUCUCCAAAAUGAAGCCUCCUGUGAUUCCCUUCGUGCCUCUGAUCCUCAAAGAUCUGACUUUUCUGCACGAAGGGAGUAAGACCCUUGUAGAUGGUUUGGUGAACAUUGAGAAGCUGCAUUCAGUGGCCGAAAAAGUGAGAACAAUCCGCAAAUACCGGAGCCGGCCCCUUUGCUUGGACAUGGAGGCAUCCCCCCAUCACCUGCAGACCAAGGCCUAUGUGCGCCAGUUUCAGGUCAUCGAUAACCAGAACCUCCUCUUCGAGCUCUCCUACAAGCUGGAGGCGAAUAGUCAGUGAGAGUGGAGGCUCCAGUCAGACCCGCCAGAUCCUUGGGCACCUGGCACUCAAGCACUUUGCACGAUGUCUCAACCAACAUCUGACAUCUUUCCUGUGGAGCAAAUUCCUGCUCCACGGGAAAGAGUUGGAUGGAUUUACCCCUGGACCCAUAAGUCUGUUCAUCCUGCUGAAGUCCUCUCCCCAUUGCUCCUUCAAGCCAAAACUACACUUUGCUGGUUCCUGUCCCCUCUGAGAAAGGGGGCAGAAAGCUCCUUCCUCUAUCCCCUCCCAUCGAGAUCUGUUCUGGGGAUGGAGCUUCCAGCUUCCUCUUCCCAGCAGGAAAGAAUGCCGCCCACCCUUCUGUCUUGCAGAGUGGGAUUGUGGGAGGGAUUGGCAGCCUUCUUCUCCACCACCUGUCCAGCUUCUUCCUGGUCAGGGCUGGGACCCCAAGGAAUAUUAUGUUGCUGUGUGUGUGUGUGUGUCUGUCUGUCUCCUUUUAGGGAGCAGGAGUGCAUCUGGUAAUCGAGGGCGGAUGUUGGGUGUACUGGGGAGGGGUCCUUCUGUUUGGUGCUACCCUUGUCUACUCUGCCCCUGGAUGGUAUGGGGUGCUUUCUCCACCCCCACACUCUCUGCUCAGCUCCUCAUGCUGCCCUGCAUGCCCAGGCUGGUGAGCCAAGCUGCUUUUCAGGGCAGGGAGUGGCAGCAGGUAGGAGGGGUUACCCAUCAGCCCCUGCAAGUCCCCCACUCAGGCCUCCUGAAGGUCCGGGAAUGGACUCUGUUGAGAGGGUAAAAGAUGCUCAGGGAAACACAGGCCUCAGCUGCCUAGAGGACCCUCCCCCUGCCUUGCAGUGGGCUGGGGUAGAGCAGUAUCAGGAGCUAGGGGUGUCUGCUGCCCACAUUCCUGCUUUUUGGGGUAUCUAACUGCUAAGGGGGGAGUUGGCAUCCCCCUUCUGUCUCGUGUCUGACACCAACAACAUGGUCUCUGUCCCUCUCCCUGUCUUGACUCCUCCUUUGUCCUCCCCGUAGAGCUGGGGUGGGGUGGAUCCCUAUACCUGGGGCAGGCAGCCCCAAAGUGGGGGAGGGGGAUGGCGGAGACUGUAAAGGCGCCACCGGACUUUGGCAAGGCCUUUAUUACCUCUGCUCCCCUCCCUCCCAUCACCAGCCUCAAGGCCUGAGGGGUGCAGGGGCUCCUGGCAGCUACUGGGUGAGGUUUCCUGGCACAGCCUCACCCUUCUUUCUGGCACCACCUCUUUCCCUUUUGAAGAGGCAGCAACAGCAGUAGCAAAAGCAGCUGCUGUUCCUGCUAUGAGGGUGUAUAUAUUUUUUACCCAAAGUUCUGGAAUUGUACAUUUAUUUUUUAAAACUCAAAGAGGGAAAGAGCCUUGUAUCAUAUGUGAACAUUGUAUCAUAGGUAAUGUUGUACAGACCCUUUUAUACAGUGAUCUGUCUCGUUCCUGUGGCAAAAAUCCUCUGUGAACAUAGGCAGGCGCUGUGUCCCAUGCCCUCUUGCCCUGACAGUGUCCCAUGGGCCCCCUCCUAUUCCUUGCCCCCUCCCUGCUACUGCUGAUGCACUCUCCUCUCCCUGCAGCCCCCAGCUUCCCAGCCUUCCCCCUGACCCCUUCCAGCAGCCUUGGAACUCCAGCUGCCACCACCCUCUGGGUCGAAUACUGGGACACACUGGCCCAGUCUUUGCUGCUGCUCACCCCUAACCUUGAUGCCUGCCCAGGGACCCCCAGCCCCCUCCCCUUGCCCUGCAGCUUUAACAGAGUGAACCAUGUGUAUUGUACAGGCUCGGUUGUCAUUGCAGAAACUGCUGGGUGGAAAAGAAGCCGAUAAAGUCUAUGAGUC